Trematosphaeria pertusa is the source of this 3877-nucleotide messenger RNA. RefSeq names its product topoisomerase 1-associated factor 1. The coding region runs from base 22 to 3543 and encodes 1173 amino acids. The record is from RefSeq and is a predicted model, not a curated record. NCBI's taxonomy places the organism in Eukaryota, Fungi, Ascomycota, Dothideomycetes, Pleosporales, Trematosphaeriaceae. Gene Ontology annotation, biological process: DNA repair; DNA replication checkpoint signaling; replication fork arrest. Gene Ontology annotation, molecular function: DNA binding. Gene Ontology annotation, cellular component: replication fork protection complex. The transcript is spliced from 4 exons.
CUUCGAAGGUCAACCACCACAAUGGCCCAGACAACGCUGGAUGAGUGGGCAAAGGACCCCGUGGAUCCUGAGAUCCGCGCGCAUGUCUACAGUCUCAUUACUGCUCUCGGUGGCAUUGGCGACGAUGGGACGUAUUCGCUCGGAGACGACGCCCUACUAUGCUUGAAGGACCUGCGAAAGUGGCUCAAGUUUGCCGACGGGCAAUUGAACCGACGCGAUGUCGCACGCUGCAUGGCCGAGGCGAAUCUCGUGAAAGGCGAUCUACUGGAGAUACUGGCGAAGAUAUCGGAGAGGAUAAUGCAGGACCGGCUGAAGCACAAGCUUGCUGUUGCGACGUUGGAACUGCUCGUCCCUCUGACCUGGCCGUUCGAGAUCGAUCCUGUCGAAGCGACCGUCAACCACCACCGGCACGGCCCGUAUAUCCAGCUGGCCCAGAUCGGCUACAAGCGCGCUAUACUCCAGUAUGACCGUGCCAGGAUCCUCCAGACCGCCAUCCGAAUCGCACUUCCCUCCAUGGCCGUUCCCCUGCGCGAGCGCACACCGCGAGACGAGGGUAUUAUUCGCAUAGCACUCUAUUUCAUUCGCAAUAUCGCCAUGCUAUCGCCUCCAAGGAACGCCCCGAUGGACAUAGACGAGGCCGAAAUAUCACGGUCGACCACCAUUGACACCUUCCAAGAGCAGGACAUAUUCCAGGCCAUUCUCAGCGUCGCAUCGAGCAUUGGAGAAGACUUUGUAACUCAGGAUGUCGUCGUGCUGGAGAUACUGUUCUAUUUGCUAAAGGGCAUAGAUGCAGAGAAGCUGUUCAUGGAAGACAAGAAACUCAAAAGCAAGAAUACCGACGAGCUUAAGAGUCUUAUUCAGAAGGAGAAGGCUAUGCUAGCUGGCUACGCGCGACAUGCUCCCACGCGCCACAACCGGUUUGGUACCAUGAUCUGGGUCAAGCGCGACGAAGAUAAGGUGUCGACAAUAUCUGGACAAGAUGUUCUAGGCAAGGCGCAAAAGAGCAUGCAGAAGAUGGAUACGUCCAAGAAGUGGAACAAGCCGAAGUAUACUGGACGUAGAAAAGAUGGAGAGCAGGAGCGAGAGGAGUUCGAUCUUCCUGUGACUCUAACACCAUCAGCACGGAAACGUAUCAAAGCCUUUGUUGAAGAGUUCCUUGAUUCUUCCUUUAAUCCUCUGUUCCUGCAUCUCCGAAAGGCUAUUGAGCGAGAGACCGAACGCGUGGAGACUCGACAUCCACGACAGUACUUCUACCUCGUGUCUUGGUUCCUUCGAGCAGAAUGCGCGCGUCGUAGGACAAUGAAAGAAAAGGCGGCCGACCCGAAGAGCAACGAGGCUCUCACUGCGGAGGACGAGAGUUAUGGUUUGGUCGCAGAAGUCAUGAAUCAGGAAACGUUCAUUCUAUUGAAUCGAUUCAUGCAGAAGAGCCAGGACGAAAAGGCAUGGCAGGAUCUAAACGCCGGCAUGAAGUGCUUCACCCAAAUUCUGCUUACGGUACAGGAGAUGUCGGAAUCAGCACUCGAAGACGAUCAGGAAAUCGCGGAGAACACCCAGAACCGCAUCUUCUACGAAGAGGCAACGCAUGAUCGCGUCGUCCAUAUUCUCAGGUCUUACAAGGACCAAGGCUUCGGGUACCUGGAUGCCGUCACGGAGCUUUCUCAUGUCUUCUUGCGGAUGCUCGAGCGCUACUCGAAACAAAACGUCGAUAUGCAGGUCCGAUCCAAGAGACGAGCUCGGAAGAUUCGCAAGAAGCAGGCGGAAGCACAGGGACUAGAAGGCGAAGAGGAAGGCCAUGUGUCGGAAACGGAAGAUAUCGUUGCUGCGCAGCGGACGGUAUCCGAACGGAAAUUCGACUUCACGCGCUUCGCAGCCAAGUUCAUCAACCAGAGCAGCGUCAACACUUUUGUUGCCUUUACGAGGUACUACAGCGAGCUAGACGCGGAGCAGCUCAAACGCGCACAUCGUUUCUUCUAUCGGGUGGCCUUUAAAUUAGACAUCGCGGUUCUCCUUUACCGGGUCGACAUACUGCAGCUGUUCAACAAGAUGAUCAAGGGUCCGGAAGGAUUGGACCAGGAGUCUCCAGCAUUCAAAGAAUGGGAAGAAUUUGUAAGGCAUUUCUUCCGAACGGUGGUCAAGAGGGUCCAAGAUAGACCAGAGCUUGUGGUGGAGAUGCUGUUCAGCAAGAUACCCGCCACAAUCUUCUACCUUGAGCACGGCUACGAUAGAGAGCUGCCAACACGGACGCCUCGCGCACCAGCCGAACUCGAAGUCAAACCUGGAAUGGAGAAGCCUGAGCAGAUUGGCGUCGCUGUUGGGGUGCUCGUCAACCAGUCGAAGUCGGACGCUUUGCACUGGGUGCGUGAUGUCCUGGCGUCGGCGGUGGAAGAGCGAAAAGCUUGGGAGGAUAUGGAAGAGGCGCGGAAAAUGGCGACAGCAACAGAAAUUCCAGACAGCGAAGCCCCUGUUGAGAACCAGGACGCUGAACCCCCCAAACCGCCUUCAAUUUUGGUCAAGCCUGACAACGAAGAGCGCCGCGUAGCAAUGUUUAGGGACAACAAACUACGUUUGCUGCUGACGCUUGUGGGUUUCACGAGAUUAGGUGCAGACAACGACCCCGACGCGGCGUGGGUAAUCUCGUCGUCUCUGACCUCAGCCGAGCUCCAGGAAGCUAUCGAUCUUAUUCGCAAAUUUGAGUUUGCGCCCCCCACUUACGAAGACGGGAAAGGACCCGAGGACAUGCUCCGUAGCAAAGCAACUGCAGCAAGACGAUCUGUUCGCCGAGUGGACUGGGACGAUGACUCGGAUGGCAUAGAUGACAAUUCCGAAGAGGACCGAGGAGAGUAUGCGCUCGACGGCCCAACUGCAAGGAAAGCAGACGGUACUGGUAGGAAGGUGCUCAAAAGACGUCGACGUACCCGGACACCAGAGGAACUUGAUGACGAAGAGAGGGAGCGAAGGGCGCAGGCGCGGCGGCAAAAGGAGAUCGAGAAGCAACAGAAAGUCAAGAGUACAAUGUUCGUACAUGACUCAGAUGAUGAAGACUGGGACGUAGACAAGGAUGCGGAGUUCUUCGCUCGGGAAGAAGCCCUUCGUGCGCUGACCUCGGCUGAAUUCAAGAAGUCAAUCAUAUUAGGAAGCGCUGAGACGGCAUCCUCGAAGAAGAGGAAGGCGGAAGGUUCAUCAAAGGGGGAGGGUAAGAGACGGAAGACUCCCCCUAAACGGAAAGCUCGUCCAUUCGACUCCGACGAAAGCGAGGAUGGCGAAGCAGAUGAUGGUGCGAGCAGCAGGGUUCCGUCAGAGGCAAGAGAUGUCCUUCUGGACGGCAGCGAAGACGAGGUUACUGACACUCCGUUGUCUUCCCAGCAUGCCGGCCUUGCACAACCAGAUUCACCGACGAAGUCAACAACGGCAACGACAGCGAAACCCCGGGACGUGGUUAUGGCGGAUGCGGAUGACGACGAAGAUGAGGAUGAUGUGCCCGUCCGUAGACCAGUUGCGAGGAACAUGAGGGCAGGCUUUGUUAUUGACAGCGACUCUGAGUAAGGUGGAGGACAUGGUGGCAGGAUUCUUGGUUAUGACACAUCAGUCGGCGUCCUCGGCUGUUGAAUACCCCCAAUUUCAUGAUGUGAUUUCUCUUUUCGAAUCUUGCAACCUGGUCCUCUUCAGUUGUGUCUCGUCCUGCUAGGAUUGGGUGGAAAGACAGCGUUGGCGACAAAGUUGAUAACAUGUUGCUGGUGGGCAUGACGAAGGCAACACUUGCUAAGGGUGGCCUGUUGCAACGGGUUGCGGAAUCUUCGCUCAGCUUGGUGGGCGCUCCUUCCAAUUUUGCCACAAUUGACGCGGUGAAUGCGGGGUGUUGUUGUGGUUGCUCGGGCUC